Linderina pennispora is the source of this 1451-nucleotide messenger RNA. RefSeq names its product MBOAT-domain-containing protein. The record is from RefSeq and is a predicted model, not a curated record. Gene Ontology annotation, cellular component: membrane; endoplasmic reticulum. NCBI's taxonomy places the organism in Eukaryota, Fungi, Kickxellomycota, Kickxellomycetes, Kickxellales, Kickxellaceae. The transcript has 4 exons. Gene Ontology annotation, molecular function: 1-acylglycerol-3-phosphate O-acyltransferase activity; 1-acylglycerophosphocholine O-acyltransferase activity. The coding region runs from base 59 to 1399 and encodes 446 amino acids. Gene Ontology annotation, biological process: lipid modification; glycerophospholipid biosynthetic process.
CUUUCACCCAACCCCUCCUUUUUAGCACUUGGCUAGCAGUCACCGCCCUUUUUAUCUUAUGCGCGCCCUCAACACAGGCUUCACCUGGCUGUCGGCCAACUACCUGGGCGGCAUUCCGAUCGACCGUAUUGCGACCGUGGCCAGCGUAUUGUUCUCCUAUGCACUCGCUCACGUUUUCCGGCGCAUUCCCGCAAGCAACGCGCCACUGCGACAUGUCUUUUCGAUAGCCUCGACACUGUUUCUGUUUGGAGCUGUGCAGGAGCAGUACAUUGGCCUAGCGCACCUGCUGGUAGGCUCACUGGUCAUCUACGGCAUGAUGAAGACUUUGAAGGGUGCGCUAAUGCCCAGGGCUGUGUUUUUCGUGGCAAUGCUGCACAUGUCAUUCAGCCAGCUGCGGCGGCAGUGGGGCGAGUCAGGCACGGUAUCAUUUGAUUACACGGGCGCACAAAUGGUGUUUGUGAUCAAGGUCACGUCGCUGGCAUACUGCGUAUACGAUGGCACAUGCGAUCCAAAGACGCUGUCAGCGUACCAGCGUAAGAAUGCCAUUGGUGGCGUGCCGUCGCUGCUAGAGUUUCUCGGCUACGUGUCGUUUUUCCCAGGAUUUGCAGUUGGCCCCGCCUUCGAACUGGCAACGUACCGCCGCAUGAUCUCGUUCAACAACAGGCAGGCCAGCCGCCAGGUCAACGCACGUGCGUACACGACCCUGCUGGUUGGCAUGUUCUGGGUUGCUGUUGUGGUGGUGUACGGCGAUAGAUUCUCGUUUGGAUUCAUGACAACCGACGACUUCUCGCAGUGGUCGUUUGCCAGAAAGGCUGUAUUCAUGGGCAUCUCUGGGGUGGUGACGCGCGGCGCGUACUAUGCAGCAUGGAAGAUGAGCGAGGGCGCAUGCAUGCUGGCUGGUCUUGGGUUUGACGGAUACUGCGAGGACGGCUCGAUCGCCUGGCUCGAUAUCGCCAACGUCCGUGUGUUUGACGUCGAAUCGUCGUCCAGUCUGAAGGCAAUGAUCGACGCAUGGAACAUUGGCACCAACACCUGGCUCCGCCAUCACGUGUACAUGCGUCUGAACCAGGGGUCUGGGUCCAGCAGCCACGCAACCCUCCUGACAUUCCUUGUGUCGGCCUGGUGGCACGGCUUCUACCCCUGGCUACUACCUGACAACUUGCGGCCACUGGUGGUUUCCAAGGAAGAUGAUAUGGAGAAGCGGAGACCGCCAGUCAAAAUCAUGUACGACCUGGUUGGGUGGAUUAUGUCAAAGUUCACACUGGACUUUGUCGUUGUGCCGUUCAUGCUGUUGAACAUUGCGCCGAGCAUCACAGCGUGGAGGAACCUGUAUAUGGCCGUGCCUGUAUCGUUCAAGGUAUUAGGUGCUGGCCAGCUGCUGAAGCCCAAGACCACGUAGACAAAUUUCAUACUUUUUUUACACUUUACAAUAUCAUUGAGCUAGAACCAGU